Molecule: messenger RNA, 1470 nt
Organism: Sorex fumeus (smoky shrew)
Lineage: Eukaryota; Metazoa; Chordata; Mammalia; Eulipotyphla; Soricidae
Product: importin-5-like
Biological process (GO): protein import into nucleus
Cellular component (GO): nucleus; cytoplasm
Molecular function (GO): nuclear import signal receptor activity
Source: RefSeq, a predicted model, not a curated record
AUGCUUUGUACAGGGGAGCGGAGGGAACGGCAGGGAACAUGCUUUAAUGGACGAGAUUUGAGGAAAAUUUCUCUGUACAGUAGAUACAAGGAGAAGGUGUUACCGUGCUUUGAACAGCUACUUCCGUUUAUUGUCAAACUAAUAUGUCCGCAUAGACCCUGGCCAGACAGACAGCGGGGAUUGUGCAUCUUGGAUGAUGUCAUCAAGCACUGUAGUCCAUCUUCGUCUAAAUAUGCAGAGUAUUUCUUACAUCCGAUGCUGCAGUAUGUGUGUGACAACAGCCAGGAGGUCCAGCAGGCGGCCGCGUAUGGCCUCGGUGUCAUGGCGCAGUAUGGUGGCGAGAACUACAGGCCUUUCUGCACAGAAGCCCUCCCGCUGCUGGUAAGAGUCAUUCAGUCCACUGUUUCAGAGACCAAAGAAAACAUCAAUGCUAGAGAAAACUGUAUUUCAGCAUUCGGGACAAUUAUGAAGUUCAAGCCCGACUGUGUGAACGUGGAGAAGGUCCUGCCCCAAUGGUUCUCUUGGAUCCAGCUGCACGAGGACAAGGAGGAAGCUUUCCAGACCUUCAGCUACCUGUGCGACCUCUUGGAGGUCAAUCACCCCAUCGUCAUUGGCCCUAGCAAUACCAACCUGCCCAAGAUAUUCAGCAUCAUCGCAGAGCAGAGGGAGAUUGAGGAAACAUGCUUUAAUGGACGAGAUUUGAGGAAAAUUUCUCUGUACAGUAGAUACAAGGAGAAGGUGUUACCGUGCUUUGAACAGCUACUUCCGUUUAUUGUCAAACUAAUAUGUCCGCAUAGACCCUGGCCAGACAGAGAGCGGGGAUUGUGCAUCUUGGAUGAUGUCAUCGAGCACUGUAGUCCAUCAUCGUCUAAAUAUGCAGAGUAUUUCUUACAGCCGAUGCUGCAGUAUGUGUGUGACAACAGUCAAGUGGUCCAGCAGGCGGCCACGUAUGGCCUGGGUGUCAUGGCGCAGUAUGGUGGCGAGAACUACAGGCCUUUCUGCACAGAAGCCCUCCUGCUGCUGGUAAGAGUCAUUCAGUCCACUGUUUCAGAGACCAAAGAAAACAUCAAUGCUAGAGAAAACUGUAUUUCAGCAUUCGGGACAAUUGUGAAGUUCAAGCCCGACUGUGUGAACGUGGAGGAGGUCCUGCCCCAAUGGCUCUCUUGGAUCCCGCUGCACAAGGACAAGGAGGAAGCUGUCCAGACCUUCAGCUACCUGUGCAACCUGUUGGAGAGCAAUCACCCCAUAGUCAUUGGCCCUAGCAAUACCAACCUGCCCAAGAUAUUCAGCAUCAUCGCAGAGGGAGAAAUGCAUGAGGCCAUUAAACACGAAGACCCUUGCAAAUGCCUGGUUAAAGUGGUUUGCCAAGUUCAGACUUCUGUAGGAGUAUGGACAGAGUGCGUAGGCCAGUUCAGCCCUGAGGAGCAGGUGGAUAUCCUGGAGCUCCUGACUUGGCUUGAAGGGCCUUAA